AUGCGGGCAGCCGAGGUGCCCACGCGUGUCGGCGGCCGCUCACCCCCCCGCAGCCCCCCCCUCUUCUCCAGCGCGGCGGAAGGCGGCGGGGGGGGUUCCCGCGCGUGUCCCCGGUUCCCGCGUGGGUCCGGUGCGACCGCGGCGGCUUCCGUACACCCGGGGGACCGGCUCCUCGGCGGGGGGCAGCGCCCACGCGAGUUCCCCCUCGGCCCCGUGAGUGAUUCCCCGCCGAGCUCGGUGUCCCGGGGCCGGGCCCGGUACCCGGUGCCGGUCCCCGCUCCCGGGGACGCUCCGGUUGAGUGCGGCGGCCGCGACAGGCUUUCUCAGCGCGGUCUCUGUGGCGCAAUCGGAGGCGACCGAGGGUGGACACGGCGAGGGGGGCGACAAGCGGCGGUGACCGGUCCCGGCCCCCGGUGGGGGCGAGCAGGGGGAUUUUUCACCGUGCGGUGUUUGGAGGGGGGCUUUCCCCGCUCUCCUGGGGGGCUCCUCGCCCUCAGGGCCCGGGCUGAGCUGGACGGGUUGAAGUCUAUUAUGUCAUAUAACGGCGGGGGGGUAAUGGCCAUGAAGGGGAAGAACUGCGUGGCCAUUGCGGCAGACCGGAGGUUUGGGAUUCAAGCACAGAUGGUGACCACAGACUUCCAGAAGAUUUUCCCUAUGGGAGAAAGGCUGUAUAUCGGGUUGGCAGGACUGGCCACGGACGUGCAGACGGUUGCCCAGAGGCUGAAGUUCAGGCUGAAUCUCUACGAGCUGAAGGAAGGCAGGCAGAUCAAACCUCAGACUUUUAUGAGCAUGGUUUCCAACCUGCUGUACGAGAGACGGUUUGGACCUUACUACACGGAACCGGUCAUUGCCGGGCUGGACCCUGUAACACACGAACCUUUCAUCUGCUCCCUAGACCUGAUCGGCUGCCCCAUGGUCACCGAGGACUUUGUGGUGAGCGGUACCUGCUCCGAGCAGAUGUACGGCAUGUGUGAGUCCCUCUGGGAGCCAGACAUGGAACCCGAUCACCUCUUCGAAACCAUCUCGCAGGCCAUGUUGAACGCAGUGGACAGAGAUGCCAUCUCUGGCAUGGGCGUGGUAGUACACAUAAUUGAAAAAGACAAGAUCACCACCAGGACCCUGAAGGCUCGCAUGGACUAGCCCAGCGUCUGCUCACACGUCUCACACCCCAGUCUGCUCGGAACUUUUUUAAAUAAAACUCUAUUGUAGUGAA
This is a messenger RNA of Calidris pugnax (ruff), 1213 nucleotides long. It is a transcript of the gene PSMB3, whose product is annotated as proteasome subunit beta 3. The transcript has 7 exons. The coding region runs from base 1 to 1140 and encodes 379 amino acids. Gene Ontology annotation, cellular component: proteasome core complex; proteasome core complex, beta-subunit complex. The record is from RefSeq and is a predicted model, not a curated record. NCBI's taxonomy places the organism in Eukaryota, Metazoa, Chordata, Aves, Charadriiformes, Scolopacidae. Gene Ontology annotation, biological process: proteasome-mediated ubiquitin-dependent protein catabolic process.